This is a messenger RNA of Lecanosticta acicola, 1213 nucleotides long. NCBI's taxonomy places the organism in Eukaryota, Fungi, Ascomycota, Dothideomycetes, Mycosphaerellales, Mycosphaerellaceae. The record is from the annotation of a GenBank genome assembly.
AUGUUUGCCCGAAGCGCCCUCAGAGUCAGCCAACGGGCCAUUCGCCCAGCUACUUUCGCUCCUCAGACGUUCCGUGCUGCCUUCGGAUCAUCCUCCAAGUCGAACGACCCCGAAGUGCCCGUCGUCAGCUACCGGCAUGGCGAGCGCAAGGAGGAGUCGAUCCAUUACGAGCCAAACGCCAGCACUGGCCCAGUCAACCCCCCGGGCGUCGAUGCUGAGAAACAGGCUGUUCCUCUCAAGAGCGACAUCCUUCCCCAGCUCACUCCAACCCUUCGAAACUUCACUCUCCCUGGCAAGGUAGCCGUCGUAACCGGGUAAGACUCAUCUGCUCGGCACCUUCUCUGCGGUAACUGAUAAGGGUGACAGAGGUGGUCGUGGUCUUGGGUUCAACAUGGCGCAGGCACUGGCUGAAGUUGGUGUGCGCGGUAUUGCCAUCAUGGAUGUGCAGCAAGAGCUUGGAGACAAGUCCGCCCGGGAGUUGAGCGAGCAGACUGGUGAGUCCAAGGACGAAGAGCACUUUCUCACACCAAGGGCACUCGCUUACACACCUCAUCCUUGCAGGCAUCGAUGUUCGCUUCUACCGUGUCGACGUCCGUGACGGUCCGGCUAUGAACCAGACUGUUCAGGACGUUGUCGAUCACUUCGGACGCCUUGACAUCCUCAUCAAUGCAGCUGGAAUCGCAGAGUAAGCAGGAUCGAUCAGUCUUGGCUGUUGCAUCUACUGACAGGCGAUAGCUCCAACAUCAAGGCCGAGACUUACGACCAUGACAAGUUCCGUCGUCUGAUCGACAUCAACGUGACUGGGUCCUUCAUCGUCUCCCAGGCCGUCGCCAACCAGAUGAUCAGGAGCAAGAAGGGCGGUAGCAUCAUCAACAUUGCAUCCAUGUCCGGCUCCAUUGUCAACUAUCCCCAGGAGCAAUCCUGCUACAAUGCAUCCAAGGCGGCUGUAGUCCAGCUCACCAAGUCGUUGGCGGCAGAGUGGGCCCGAUACGGCAUCCGUGUCAACUCAAUCAGCCCCGGUUACAUGGACACUGCGCUCAACCGCGUGCCAGCUCUGGAGGCUCAGAAGCGGAUCUGGGUUGACCACACCCCACAGAAGAGAUUGGGAGCUGUCGACGACCUCAACAACCUCGCUGUUUACCUCGCAAGCGACGGCUCGGCGUUCAUGACUGGAAACAACUGCCUCAUUGACGGUGGCUACACCCUCUGGUGA